Molecule: messenger RNA, 1559 nt
Organism: Sebastes umbrosus (honeycomb rockfish)
Lineage: Eukaryota; Metazoa; Chordata; Actinopteri; Perciformes; Sebastidae
Gene: arl4d
Product: ADP-ribosylation factor-like 4D
Exons: 2
Coding region: 302-907 (201 amino acids)
Biological process (GO): intracellular protein transport; vesicle-mediated transport
Cellular component (GO): cytoplasm
Molecular function (GO): GTPase activity; GTP binding
Source: RefSeq, a predicted model, not a curated record
UGGUCUAGCCGUCCAGGUGGCUGUGACGUCACCAUGGCUCUAGGUGCUGGUGCUGUCGAGCCUCUCAGAGCUCCUCAGUGUUGCUGGAGGAGGACAGGAGGACAGGAGGAGAGGAGCGGAUGUGACCAACACGGGACAAACUAUGGACACGUUUAUCGCUUGUGGAUGAUGUUUUCUCUGCACAUUUAACAGCGCCAUCUGAUCGUCUGCCUCUGAGGAGCAAAUGUCACUCGGCUGAAAAAGGGAUUAAAUCAGGAAUCCGUCACCUCACCUAAGUAGGUGUGAACUGCUGGCUGCAAUCAUGGGGAACCAGCUGACUGAUAUCGCUCCCAACACCUCGUUCCUGCCAAACUUCCAGACUCUCCACGUGGUGGUUAUCGGGCUGGACUCAGCCGGUAAGACCUCUCUGCUCUACCGGCUCAAACUGAAGGAGUUUGUGAAGACGAUCCCCACGAAGGGGUUCAACACGGAGAAGAUCAAGGUGGCCGUGGGGACGUCCCGGACCAUAAACUUCCAGGUGUGGGACGUGGGCGGCCAGGAGAAGCUGCGCCCGCUGUGGAAGUCGUACACCCGGCGGACAGACGGCAUGGUGUUCGUGGUGGACUCCACCGAGCUGGAGCGGAUGGAGGAGGCCAAAGUGGAGCUCCACAAGAUCACCCGCACCUCGGAGAACCAGGGCGUCCCCGUGCUCAUCCUGGCCAACAAACAGGACCAGGACUCGGCCUCGUCCGUCAGCGAGGUGGAGAAGCUGCUCUCCGUCCACGAACUGAGCAUGUACACGCUGCAUCACGUGCAGAGCUGCAGCGCCGUGGACGGUCGAGGCCUCCAGCCGGGCCUGGAGAAACUGUACGAGAUGAUCCUGAAGAGGAAGAAGAUGGUGAAGCACAACAGGAACAGGAAGAGAUGAACUGAGGAGAUUUAUCCACUUCCGAGCUUAAUGGCCCCUUUUUUAAUGGGAGAGCAAUUUGUGCCAACACAACAACAAUUACACCCGGCCGGCCGCAGGGUCAGGAGAAAUGGAUUUGCUCAUAAUAACUGAAGCAGUAUCGACAUAUUCUUUGUUCUGCGAGCUGCCCUUCGAAAGCUCGAAUUAUAGAUUGAAAGGGAACCUUGAGCAGUUAGUCUUCACUAAGUGCUUUUCUACACUUGUUUUAAAGAAGAGUUCUAGCCAAGACUGUUAGGACUAAUAUAUGGACACAUCCAUGUGGCAAACCCCUAUAAUAUAUCCUUAUAAUCCUCACAAGCUUGCACAGAUUCUGACCCACUUAAUGGCUGUUUUUGUUCCACGGAUGCUUCCCUGAAAUAUUUAUUCCACAUAUUUUGUGUUUGUGUUGGACAGAGGGAAUUUUUUUUGUAAAUUAUGUGAACAACACGACGGUGUGGUGACGGAGCACCAAAUGAUAUUGAAUUUAAUUGCCAUGGAACAGUAAUCCCAAGUGCAUUCCCUUCGUGGCCACAGAGGUUAAGUUUCAGUUACUAUGAAAAAUAAUAAUGUUUAUACAAAUUGUAAAUUUUUUGUAACACUGACGACUUAAUAAAUCUAACCACUGUACAGAACA